AUGGUCAAGGUCAGCAACACCGUCUCGGCUUCUCGCCGCAAGAGCCGCGCCGCCCACUUCAAGGCUCCCUCCAGCCAGCGCCGUGUCAUCAUGAGCGCUCCCCUCAGCAAGGAGCUGCGCGAGAAGUACAACGUCCGCAGCAUCCCCAUCCGCAAGGACGACGAGGUCACCAUUGUCCGUGGCUCCAACAAGGGCCGUGAGGGCAAGGUCACCUCUGUCUACCGCCUCAAAUACGUCAUCCACGUUGAGCGCAUCACCCGCGACAAGGCCUCCGGCCAGAGCGUCCCCCUGGGCCUCCACCCCUCCAACGUCGUCAUCACCAAGCUCAAGCUCGACAAGGACCGCGAGGAUAUCCUGGCCCGCUCCAAGGUCGGCCGCGAGCUGCGCGCCAAGAACAAGGUCACCGCCUAA
This is a messenger RNA of Purpureocillium lilacinum, 411 nucleotides long. RefSeq names its product 60S ribosomal protein uL24. The record is from RefSeq and is a predicted model, not a curated record. NCBI's taxonomy places the organism in Eukaryota, Fungi, Ascomycota, Sordariomycetes, Hypocreales, Ophiocordycipitaceae. Gene Ontology annotation, cellular component: ribosome; cytosolic large ribosomal subunit. Gene Ontology annotation, biological process: ribosomal large subunit biogenesis; cytoplasmic translation. Gene Ontology annotation, molecular function: structural constituent of ribosome; RNA binding.